This is a messenger RNA of Rodentolepis nana, 309 nucleotides long. The record is from the annotation of a GenBank genome assembly. Lineage: Eukaryota; Metazoa; Platyhelminthes; Cestoda; Cyclophyllidea; Hymenolepididae.
AUGACGCUGGAAAGACAAGGUGAUAUUUUAUCGAGUAAGCAUCAACAGCAUCAAAUUUAUGACAAAAGGACAUACCCGGGUAGAUUGGGCAACAAUGCUGCCAAACUUCCAAGAAAAAGCCCUCUGUCUGCUCUUAAAGCCCCAAAGCGUUCUUCGAGAAUGUCGAAUUCGGAAGAAUUCGCUUACGACGGGCCUCAGGCUUUUGAAGUUGGCAAUCCAGAUUUGCUAGACUCACCAUUUCGAGCAACUAACCUCAGCACCAAUAAAUUAGGAUCUGCUCCUCCUGUAUUCGGUGAGAAUAUUUUUAAU